AAGGCACCUCCUAAAUUUAUAAGGAGCUUAAACACUAAGAAAAAUUCAACUUGUUUCCUGCAAUGACAAGUUCUAAACAGCUUGAAGUUCAAUCAGAAGAUCGAACUCCACAGAAAUGGUGCGUUUCAUUGAGGGAAGAUAAGUUUGAAGCAUUUCUCUCCCAAGGCAACCCAACAGUGAGGAAGGUUUUUGGUGAUGGGUCACUGUUCAGCCCCUUCUUGUUCAGAAAAUUCUUUGAUCCUUCUGAUGCCUUCCCUCUAUGGGAGUUUGAGUCUGAUAUUUUGCUGUCUCAUCUUCGGAGUUCCGGUCAGACCACGGUCGAUUGGCUCCAGACAGAUAAAGACUAUGUACUAAAAGCAGAACUACCAGGAGUUGGGAAAAAUAGUGUUCAAGUCUAUGUGGAAAAUGGGAAAGUUGUGGAGAUUAGUGGACUAUGGAGGCAUCAAAAGGAGCCCAAGACAAAGGAAUGGAGAAGUGGGCAUUGGUGGGAACAUGGAUAUGUCCGGAGGCUUGAGCUGCCGGAAAAUGCAGAUUGGAAGAGGAUUGAGGCCAGUGUGAAGGAUGAAAUAUAUUUGGAGAUUAGAAUUCCCAAGUGUGAUAUCCCUCAUGGAAAGGAAGAGGGAGCUGAAGAUUCUGAAUAAGGUAGAGGUUGCAAUGAAUGACAAACACUGCGUAAGGCCAUGUACUACUAUGAUGAAAUGUUCAUGUGAUCAAAACACAUGGCAUGGAACAUAUAUUAUAUGACCAAAUGUUCAUAUAUAUACCGAGCUUUUCUGCUAUUAUAGUAUAUAUAAUCCUAAAGAUCUAGCACUA
Molecule: messenger RNA, 813 nt
Organism: Vitis riparia (riverbank grape)
Lineage: Eukaryota; Viridiplantae; Streptophyta; Magnoliopsida; Vitales; Vitaceae
Product: 21.7 kDa class VI heat shock protein
Exons: 2
Coding region: 63-641 (192 amino acids)
Source: RefSeq, a predicted model, not a curated record